Molecule: messenger RNA, 3536 nt
Organism: Sus scrofa (pig)
Lineage: Eukaryota; Metazoa; Chordata; Mammalia; Artiodactyla; Suidae
Gene: C12H17orf75
Product: chromosome 12 C17orf75 homolog
Cellular component (GO): trans-Golgi network
Source: RefSeq, a predicted model, not a curated record
ACCCGGCCGAGCCCGGCCACCGAGAACUGUACGGCAGCGGGGGAGCGAUUUGGCGGGGACACAGGGCCGCUCUGAGGCCGCCGCGAUGCUCCCCUCGUUGCAGGAAUCGCUGGAUGGGGAUGAAAAGGAGCUAGAGAGCAGCGAGGAGGGUGGCUCCGCUGAGGAGCGGAGGCUGGAACCGCCGCCCAGCAGCCACUACUGUCUCUACAGCUACCGCGGAAGCAGAUUGGCACAGCAGCAAGCCGACAGUGAUGAUGGAAGUCCGAGUGGCACAAAUACAGAAACUCCCUCUGGUGAUGAUUUCAGCCUCUCCUUGGUGGAUACUAAUCUACCCUCUGAAGUGGAGCCCGAGCUGCACAGUUUCAUUGCUAAGCGUCUCUCUAAAGGAGCGGUCUUUGAAGGGCUGGGUAAUGUUGCAUCUGUGGAGCUGAGAAUUCCAGGUUACCGAGUAGGCUGUUAUUACUGCCUUUUCCAACAAGAAAAACUGCUUCCUCAAACAGCAACAAUGGACUCUGAACAUAACUCUUCAGAGUAUGUGGUCUGUUUUUUAGGAGGGUCUGAAAAAGGACUUGAGCUUUUCAGGCUUGAAUUGGACAAGUACAGUCAAGGGUUAAAAAAUAACAUGAACUGUGAGGACAGGGGCGGGGAGCACCACAUACAGUCCUACCUGAGCAGCUGGUUUGAGGACGUCGUAUGCCCCAUCCAAAGGGUGGUUCUUCUCUUUCAGGAGAAGCUUGCCUUUCUGCUACAUGCUGCUCUGAGUUAUACUCCUGUUGAAGUUAAAGAAUCAGAUGAAAAAACAAAGAGAGACAUUAACAGGUUUCUGAGUGUGGCCAGUCUCCAAGGCCUUAUUCACGAAGGCACAGUGACAUCUUUGUGCAUGGCCAUGACAGAGGAGCAGCAUGAGUCUGUCAUCAUCGACUGCAGUGGUGCCCAGCCUCAGUUCCAUAACGCAGGAAGCAACCGGUUUUGUGAGGACUGGAUGCAUGCUUUUUUGAACGGUGCUGAAGGAGGUAACCCUUUUCUCUUUCGACAAGUCCUGGAGAACUUUAAACUAAAGCUACGAUGUGUAUUAACUAGGAUGUUCUCAGAACUAGAAUCUUCAAUUUCCAUUGAUACCAACAGCAUCGAACGUGCCAGUCUCCCCACGCCCAGUCAGGACUGGGCAUCUAAACUUUUCAUCUUUGCUAAUCUGACAGGCCAUACAAGACACAAACAAUUUGAAGAGAUUUAUCCGGCAGGCAGAAAUGAAUCAUUACGCUUUGUUUAGAUGUUUCAUGUUCCUAAAGAACUGUGGCAGUGGAGAUAUCCUUUUGAAGCUUGUCAAAGUGGAACAUGAAGAAAUGCCCGAAGCCAAAAAUGUGGUUGCCGUCCUCGAAGAAUUUAUGAAAGAAGCUCUUACCCAAAGUUUUUGAUCACAUAUUUUGAGAGAACUGUAUUGUGAAGUUAUGCAAGCCUUGAUAUUUGAACCUGCAGUUGUCACAACUGUCAUAGGAUUCUUACUUAAGAUUAUUGGAAACAUUCUAGAUUUUUUCAUUUUGUACUUUUAGGACUAAACCUAAUUAGACAUAAAAAUCUGAGGAACGUCUUCACCGAGUCCUAGAUAGAUGAGUGUUGGGAGUUGAGAAAGUUUUACAUUUUUGAGGGGCCAUAAAUUCUAGACUUUAGGGAAUUGUUGCUUAAAAAACUUCAGAGGUGAUUUUGUGGUUUCUCUGAGGAGUUUGCUGCAGUAUUUAGCAACUUUUCCUCCCAGAAAAAUCACAAUACUUCUUUUUCGGUGUGUUAUAGCUUCUUUUAGAAAAUGUACUCAUUGUUUUAGGAUAGAUUAAUACCACGACACCGUUUCAAAGACAGAUCUGUGCAUCCUGUGGGUGCUUGAUAGAUUUUUUUUUUUGUCUGAUUGAUAAUGGCCUGGAUGAUGACGCCAGCUUUUAUGUCAGUAUGCAAAUAAAUCAUGAGUGUGUAAGGGAUUAAAUGAGCUUUAAAAAUAGAUGUACUAGCUUCAAGAUAAAACAUUAUAUCUGAUGGAAAGCUCCUGAAGAAGUAGCCCCACCACUUUUCUUCAUUCCAUAUAUUCCUCUAUUUUCUUUUCUCUUUUAUAUGAAAAUGCUGGAGUUUUUAAACAGAGGGUUAAGAAAGAAACAAAGUACAUACAUUGUACAAGCAAACUGUAACAUAAAGCACACAGAUUCUUCAUGUGGGGGUUACUCAUUGAUUUUAGGUUUUUGUACAUUUGUUACAAGCCUUGUAUUGUUUUACUCUGAAUCAACUGAAAGUGUCCUGAGUUAGAGCCAUUUAUAAUUCCCAUGGAAGCUAACCGUAGCUCCACACAUAUGACUGCAGUUGUUCUGCAUAGCCCUUUAAUAAAUCCAUUUGAUAAUGAUUUUUUGUGUAGAAGAUCAGAAGCCUUGUGUUCUUACUGCCCUCAGGAAGCUCAAAGGAACACAAGCUGGUAAAAAUCCUCUCCUAAACUCAUCUAAAUUCACAUUAAGUGCUGAGUUGUAACUUUCAAAGUGACCGACAAUGGCCUUCUGCUUGAUCUUCAUUGUAGAGAAGGCUGGCGGUGCGACUUACCGAAUCACUUCUUUCUUUAAUGAGAAAUACAAUUCAGCAUCCUCAUAAAGGCUUUCACAUGGUUUUAAACUUUAAUAACUUGGAUUAUAGUCAGUGUAGGACAAAAAUCCAAGUAGCAUCUUUUUUUACAGCAUUAAAUUCAGAAUGACUAUGGGAAACAAGCAAUUUUUUUUUGGCUGCACCCAUGGCAUGUGGAAAUUCCCAGGCCAGGGAUGGAACCCGUGCCACAGUAGCAUCCCAAGCUGCUGCAGUGACAGCACCAGAUCUUUAACCCACUGCGCCACAAGGGGGACUCCAGGACAUCAACAGUUUGAAUCUGGAAGACAUAUUUUUCAUUUUCAAAUUCACAUAUCCUUCAAGAGUCCAUGUUGUAAAUAGCAUUUAAGAGCAAAUGUAUAACCUUCUUCAAGUCAUUUAUGGAUAGAGUCAAGGCACAAUUACACAGUCUUUCUUUUUUUUUUGGCUGCACCUGCAGGGUGCCUAAGUUCCCCGGGCCAGGGAUUGAACCCAUGCCACAGCAGUGACAACACUGGAUCCUUAACCCACUGAGCCUCCGAUUACAUAUUCUUUGUAUAUACUUUUAUAGACAUUUUUUGUAAUGUAUGCUCACUACAUUAUACAGUUUUAUACGAUACAAUCUUAAUUUAAAUGUGUGUGAUAAACCAUACAUCCCUACUGUAGACAAGGCAAAUAGUGACAUGGAGUUGGAUAUCUUGUGGGCCAUGAGAAGAAAUUCAGAGAGCUCAUGAACAUGUACUGUAUUCGAAUUUUAAUAAGCUAAUAUAUUAACUUUUAAAGUUUUAAAAAGGAUUUGUUCAGGUGUGUGUGGAAUGCAUUACAUAUUAUUUGUGUGCUAUACACACAUAGGAAAUAUAUGUUUGUCAUGUAUCAAAAAAUGGUCUCGAUUUAUCUGUAAUUAUAUUUAUAAUAAUAAUAAAUUUAGCUUCUCACCGACACAGUCA